Molecule: messenger RNA, 1111 nt
Organism: Bacillus rossius redtenbacheri
Lineage: Eukaryota; Metazoa; Arthropoda; Insecta; Phasmatodea; Bacillidae
Product: E3 ubiquitin-protein ligase Siah1-like
Exons: 2
Coding region: 317-1111 (264 amino acids)
Biological process (GO): multicellular organism development; proteasome-mediated ubiquitin-dependent protein catabolic process
Cellular component (GO): cytoplasm
Molecular function (GO): zinc ion binding; ubiquitin conjugating enzyme binding; ubiquitin protein ligase activity
Source: RefSeq, a predicted model, not a curated record
GGUAAAUCGUAGUGCAGUUUGCAGUAAUUGCAAUUCGUGUAAGUCUUCCAUUAAUUGGUUUCUUGUGUGGACGAAAGUAAGUUGGGUAAAUUUCUUUAACUAAUAUCGUAUGUUUCGUUUUACUAGUCAUAUGGGAACGGCGUGGAAAUACAUAAUAAAGGAGAAUUUAUAUGCACAGCUAAAAGCAUUCCACCCUUUGUUGCUAGGGUAGAGACAGCACUGAAUCAUCCAGUCGUUUUUAUUCCACUAUCAGUUUUAAUGCAUUUUAACUCUGAAUACAACGGACAUCCAAGAAACUCAAAGUUUUAGGCACAAAAUGGCUGGAGUAAAGAAACAGACGUUGCAGGAAUUUAACGACAGUAUACUCGCGCUGCUGGAGUGUCCCGUCUGCUUGAAGUACAUGGAGUCUCCCAUCAGGCAGUGCAAGAACAGCCACAGCAUCUGUUCGCAGUGCGCCACUCAAAUGGCCACGUGCCCCACUUGUCGCGGAGAGAUCAUCGACAUGAGGUGUCUCCCGCUAGAGCACCUCACGGAGCGAGUGUUGCUCAGGUGCGAGUUCGCGGACUCGGGCUGCAGCAAUCAGCAGCUGAUGAAGGACAUGCCUGCCCACGUACUGGUCUGCCCGUACCGCAGCUAUAUGUGCCCCUUGUACGGGUUCGAUUGCAACUGGAAAGGCAAGCGCAGCGACAUCUACGCCCACGUGGGUGUGCUGCACGAGGACUUCAGACUGGCAUGCGGAGACGACGGCAUCGUCGGAAAAACACUGGAAGAUUUGGAUUUCGGCACGGAGUUCGACGAGUGCUACGUCAUCUCCUACGCAGGGGAGUGUUUCUGGCUGCGCGAGGCAUGCCGCCCGGACGCUGGGAAGUUCUUCGUGAUGGUGCAGUACAUCGGCCCCGUGAUCACUGCGAGCAACUUUACGUACGUCGUCGACUUGUCGGGCACGAGAGUGAGGUAUCUGCACCAAACAACCACUCACUGCGACACGGAGACGGUGAAUGACAUCGUCGCCUCCGGCAACUGUGCUUGUGUCUCUAUACCGAUUCUACAGAGCCUGGUUGAGGAAGAUUCCUUUAAGUAUGAAAUACAGAUCAAAGGAUCCUCAGCCUAA